This is a messenger RNA of Acanthochromis polyacanthus (spiny chromis), 7833 nucleotides long. It is a transcript of the gene rhof, whose product is annotated as ras homolog family member F. Lineage: Eukaryota; Metazoa; Chordata; Actinopteri; Pomacentridae. The coding region runs from base 6026 to 6661 and encodes 211 amino acids. Gene Ontology annotation, biological process: small GTPase-mediated signal transduction; cell migration. The transcript is spliced from 5 exons. The record is from RefSeq and is a predicted model, not a curated record. Gene Ontology annotation, molecular function: GTPase activity; GTP binding.
UUUACCCAACUGGCAAACACAAGAUAGACACAGCGGGCAAUAUCAUCUUAACUGCCACUAAAAGGGGCUAAUAAAACUGAUUCGGUCGGACGGUUUCAUGUCGUGUAGGCUUGUGGUUCGAAUUCUGGCGUGAACAUAUGUUUAUUUUUUUUAAAUAAGCAAGCAAACGGCUAGCAACGUUUGACACGAGAAAUUACUAGUUUAGCAGCUAAGCUAACGUUUAUAACUGUUGUGGAAUGCGGCGGGUUGUUUCGUUCUUUUGCUAAUCCCGAUUGAGAAAGUAGUACCGAGCUGUUAGGUAGCGCCUCCAUUUUUUCUUUUUUUUUCCUUUUUAACUUUUUUUUUCACAAGUAUUAACCAACAGUGGAGUUUUUUUGAAGCUACGUAGUGUUCAACAUUUUUUGUUUUAAAUAUUUUUUAAUUGUUGUCGAACAAACUGGGUUUUGUUUGACAUUGCCUGGUGUUUUCGCAGUGCUCGGGCAAUUGGCUGGUUAACAGCAGCAGCUCGGCGGGCCAAUCAGAGCGCAGCGGCAGAGGAGCUGUCUGCUAUUAGAGGCACGGCUCAGGAGUCCUUCAACAGAGAGCAGAGAGAGGGGGCUGAGCGCUCUCGGCAGCCAUUUUCCUUAAAACAGGGACUCAAUGGCCUAUAUGGGUUUCCUUUGUUCCAAAAGGGAUCUUACACUUGAUUUCCUCAUCUCUCACGGACUAUGAUAAAACUAUUAUUCCUCCUUUUAAAGGAUUGAGAAGAAGGAAGAGAAUGUACUGGAUGUAAUACCCUGUGACAUUUUGAGCCUUUUUUUACUCUGCCUGGGAAUCCAUCUUUGUCUUAACUAGGUCAUGGCACACCCAUAUAAUAGUGUUUAUAUUUCUUAUUAAGUUAAAAAAAAAAGAAACCAAAAUGUUGUGAAUAAACAGCUUUAUGGUUUUGGAGAGAUUUAAAAUGGUAGUAACUGAGGGGGGGAACACAGUGACAAAAUGUGUAAUGGCAGAUUGUUGGCAUUGCACUUAUGGCCUUGUAGGAUAUGAGUAGCAAUGAGUAAGUUCAACUCUUUUUAUAAUAAUUUAACAAUGUUUUAUAAUUUAGUAAUGUAAAUGUGAGGCAUGCAGCUACUGUUAUUAAAAAUAAGUAUUUUCUGUCAUUUUCUGUACUCAGCUUUAUUAAUGUAAUCACAGAAUAUCUUCAAAAAUAGCAUGCUGACAUAUAAAUAUACAGUUUAUAUAAGCUGCUCAAAUGACAGAAAGCAGGCCAUGGAUAACUAAUGGCCUUUUUGAAAAUUACUUUAUUGUGCUUAUUGCAUUUUUGACUGUUGACUGAUAACUUCCUUUGCUUUGAUUAAUGACUUUAAACACUUUUCCUCUCACAACAGCAACGCUAAACACCCUGAAGGCUUGUGUUGUACCCUACACUGCAACUGUGGAGACAACUUCAAGCAUGAUUAAGUGUGUGCUGCCAUGUAAGAGCCAAACGCGUCCAAAAAAAAACGUGUAAACGUCGGCUUGACCUUGCUUCAAGGGCAUAUUUAAAUAUCUAAUGAAGUCCAGUCAGGUAGCCUUUUUUAAUCUUUCUCUUCCUUCUUUCUUUUUUUGAUGUCACAGUUUUUAAAAACGAUUUUAAACACAGACAGGUCAAACUUAAAGAGGAAACAGAUGGAGGGAAAACUCUUCAUGGUGAAAAAAUAUUUACCUCAGCACUUGGGUGAAAUGCAGUUAACAGGCCUAAACGCAGGGGCAGGAGGAAUGUUUUCAGCUCCAUCUUCGGAUCCUCUAUUAUUGGCAUUAAUAAGGGGUUGGGAGAGCGUCUCCUGAAAAGGAAGGAAUCCAUUAGCACGACAGAUAGAGCUCUUUUGAAAACUUUUUUUGAUCAGUGGUAGCUUUUUCCUCUCAGCCAGCGAAUAUGCAUCUUCAAGCAUCAUCUGUGUGGGCAAUAUGCAAACCAUCUCUUCUCUCUCCUUGAAGACAGGAUUGCAGUCGAUUAGAAACGUCUGCCAUUUCGACAUUUCUAGCUGAGCAGCAUCAUAUAAAAAGCUACAAGGGAAAUGUUGUGUGGAAAGGUAAUGAAUUUUGAGCUAUUUCACUGAAUUUCUCCAUUUAUAUCCAUGUACGUAUUUUCCUUUAGGACAGACAACACGUAAAAUACUUAAAUAUUACUUAAUUUAUAAAAACGAUUUCAGCUUAACUAUAUACUGACUUUUGUUUUAAAAUAAUAAUAACUGUAACCCACAUCGUUUAAUUGAUAUUGAAAACUUACAGUUAGUAUUCAAAACAUGUAAAUCCACGUUUUAAAAGAGAUCUUAUGGGGAAGAAAUCUUGUGUUUUUCACUGCUUCCCUUCAUCCAAACAGACCUGUUUUGGUGGUAUGUAAGCAGCGCUUGUGCAAUGGUUUCUCUGCUGUUCUCUAUCUCAAAAUGGCUUCUUUACAGACAAAGGAGAGCACUGUGCUGUGAAAUGUUGCUGCGCCAUAACUGGGUGAGGCUCGGGGAGAGCGCCGUGUUUUUUUUUUUUCUACCGAGGACGUUUCUCGGUGUUCGAGUGAAUCAGCACGAAGACAAAGCACAGCGUCACAUGGGUGAUUUUUCUCGAAAUGGUGCGUGUUUUACAAGAAGAAGAAAAAAUCAGUCGACAGUGCUUGUUAAAGGAAGGAAACUUUAAUACGAGGCGGCGUAUUCAGGCUGUCGCGUUGCUGGGCUGACUCGCCCUGGCAACGGCAGUAAUCCGAGAGCUCUGGACGGUUGCCAUGAGAGCAGCACCCCCACACUGCCAUAUAAGGUCAUCAGGAAUCCUCCGCAGCAGCCCCGUUGUUCUGUAUGUGGGUGAAAAUAACUGGCGCUGCGUCGGGCUUCCGUGCGUAAAACGGCAAAAAAAACAGACGGAUCACCAAUACCGACUGUUUCAAGCGCUGCAUAUCAGAUAGUACAAACAAACACGAUGCCAUCCUGUCUAUUUUUUGCGGCGAAGGAGUUAAAAAUACAAGCGGGGAGGGUCUUUGUUCUCGUGCGUAAAAGUGGGUCUCCAGGUGGAUCUUUAGCGCCUUUUCACGCACUCUUUAUGCGCGCUUUUUUUAGUGUGUUUGUGCGUGUUUGCGCUUUCAAAAUCGCAGCGUGUGUGCGUGUCAGAGGCCUGUUUUUCUUGCUCUCCACUCCUACCCUCCGGCUGCCAAAUGCGCGCAUUCAGGUCACGAGUCUGUCGACACCCUUCCCCUCUCUAAAGCUUCGCUCUCUACACCCCAACCCCCAAUGCGAUGGCGACAAAAUCAGAAAGAUGGUGAAUAUCUGCCUUUAGUUAUGGGGCUUUUGCGUUGAAAUCCGCCACUGAGGUUAUUUAUAGGAUAGGCCUUUGUUAAAAACGAAAAGAGAGAAAAAAAUCCCUCCCCGGUGGAUUGCGCCACUCAGCUUUGCUGCUGACAGACUGGAAUAUUCCACACCGGGGAUUGGCCUCUCUUUCUUCUACAGGACAGCUGUCUCUCUCUCUGAACGGCGAAAAAACAUUUUGACAAUUGUUCUUUGUUUAUUAAUUGAUGAAAAAGGGGGCUAUGUGCGUGUGGAUAUUUUGUACACCUACAGGACAUUUUAAUAUCCUUUCUAGGCUACUUGAUCCAUGAGUUAGGAUGCCAGGUUUCACCUUGUAAGUCAAACAAGCACUUUUUAAAAUGAUUUAUUAUGCAGGAAUUUUUCAUGGCUUGUGCUACACCACACCGUAGCCUUUUGUAGAGGCAUAUGGUGCACAUGAGAGAACCUCUUCCUCCGUGAAUGGCUGAUUGCUGUGGAGUCAGAAUAAGCAAGCAGACAGGCACACUGCUGUGAGCUUUUCUUUCUUUGCCUUUUAUUCUGACGGAUUGUUCACUGAAUCAAAUCAGGCAUCCUCGGAGCUCUGUGUCUUUUUUUUAUUACAUUUCUCGAUUUUUCAAGGAUUUUUGUCAUGCACAUGGUACUGUAUCUAUUUAAAACACUGGAUUUUCUUCUUUCUAGCUCUUGAAGAUUUGCAUGUGUAGUGUAUUAAUAUUCCACAGUAUGGUUUGUAAUUUAUCCUCCUUAACUUGACAAUAUUAUCACCUGUCUGUGUUUGGUUUGUGAUGUGCUUAAAUAAAUAGAAUAUACACUAAUCCUUAUGGUUUGUUGUUGUGGAAGCUAAAGCAGGUUGUUGUACAUUUGUAAUUUUUUGGUAACCUUUAAUGAUUUUUAGGCCCAGAUUUCAAACAGGAUUUGAGCUGUCGUGAUGGAUACACUGUAUGUGUAUAUAUAUAUAUAUAUAUAUAUGACACAAAAUAUGCACAUCAUUCAGACUGCAGGGUGAUUUUUUUUUAGCAGUAUUUUUACAAUUUCAGUGACAUUUCCUUUAGCUACUACUAUAAAUGUGUGUGUGCAUUCAUACUUAACAUGAUCAAAUGUGUUCUUUUUCAAAAAUAGGCAAAGUAAAGGGUGUCAGCUUUUCCUCUUAAAGGGACAGCUUGCUCAAAUUUCCUGCACUCCUACCCCCAAACUAACUGCAUUCUUUCCCUUUAGUGUAAUUUAACCUUCAAAUUUAGCUUUGAAACCUACCUCAGUUUGAGUUGUGAUAGAAAAUGUUCCAGACUAGAUCCUAAAUCCAACAUUUUUGUGUGUUCAGAUCAUUCACACACUCUCUACCUGUGAUCUGCUCUCUCCUGACACCCACUGCAGCCGACCUGGUUGUGAUUAUCAGCGAUCACAAACGUGCCUGAAGCAUAUCCCCACAUCUUUUAUUGCAUAUACGGUGUCUAUAAAAAUCUUCAGACAUAAUAUGUAGUUGAUACUCGAAGGCAACACAGCUGGAUUUAACACCUACUGUGCGUUUUGUCUUUGAUCCCUCACAGAUACCACUUCUGGCUCAGCGUUUAACCCUUAUUUGUCACAUCCACUCCUGAUUACACGGAUAUUUUUAGUGAAACACUGAUACGAUAUUCCUCAUAUUGUAGAGUAGCUUCUCAUCACAUGUUGGUAAAGAGAUGUACUAAACAUCUGAAUCAUUAUCUUUUUGUAUUUUGCUUUUGUAGUUCUAACUCUGUACAUUACAUCCUGAGACACGAGGGAGAGUAGUUUGUCCCGAUGAUUAAUCUGUGAUUUUCCAGCAUUACAAAGAAGUGACGUCUUGCUGAGGAUUCAAAAAUAACUGUAUCAAAAGAAAAUACUUUCAUUUCAACAAAUAUAACCAUUUAAUCUGAAACACGCAUGGUCAAAUACUCGUCUUGUUUCUCAGUUGUGUAAAAAAUUCUACAUUUAAACUGGUUUUAUGCUUCCUGAAGGCAUUCUCUCAAUCACAAACUCAGGAUUUCUACAGCAUUUAAACAAAUACUACUCAAUGAAUGAGCCAAACAUCACAAACCGAUGGUGAAAAAGGGUGGUUACCUUUUAAAAAUGCAUACAGAUUCAGUGUAUGUGCAGCACAGCGGGAGUUGACCUUUUGUCAGUAUAAGUUUCUACGGAAACCAGUUUGCAUGCACACAGUGGGUGGAGCUGCCCCCAUUCACUGUCAUCAGAGCAUCUCCAGGAUGCACAUUCAUAACAUUACAGAUAAGAAUCUAGAAAUCUGUCAGUGCCGGUUUACUGUAAAAAACCUGCUCAGGCUAGUUCAGCAUUAAACUGGACAUUUUAAGUGUAAUCUCUCUCCUUCUCACACACACACACACACAUGGUCAGUGGAGGAAGUACUUCAGAUUGAGAACCCACCCAGAAAAUGAAACACAUGCAAUAGAGGAAGUAGGAGCAGCCAGACUCAGCAGCUUCACAUCAGCUGCAGCUCUGAGCGAACAGACUGACGACAGGACAGCAGAGGAGCGUGGAGGGUCAACUGGAGGCAGCUUCACUGUGACAGGAACAGGAAGCGGUGAGCAGAAUGAGCUACCUGGUAAAACAUGAAGCUCGUCUGUUCCUCUCUCUUCACACCGCCUGUGAAUCAUCUCAGCCCUUCCAAAUGCACAUUCAUCAGGGUUUGCCAUGUGUUUAAUUUAAAACCGGAGGUAGCAUCUUCAGCCCUGCCCUGCCUGGCACCUGUGUGACUGUUUGGAGGAGAAAUGACACAAAACGGUGCUGCCACCACCGGUAAUGGCACCACGAAAGGGGGACAAGAACUUAAAAUUGUGAUUGUGGGAGAUGGAGGCUGCGGGAAAACAUCUCUGGUGAUGGUGUAUGCUAAAGGUGAUUUUCCAGAGAAAUAUGCACCAUCAGUGUUCGAAAAAUAUGUCGCCACUGUCUCUAUUGGAGGAAAGGACAUCAAGCUCAACCUGUAUGACACAGCUGGACAGGAGGACUAUGACAGACUGAGGCCGCUUUCAUACCAAGAGGCCAAUCUGAUUUUAGUCUGCUUUGAUGUUACAAACCCCACCAGCUUCGAGAAUGUCAUGAUAAAGUGGUACCCAGAGGUGAAGCACUUCUGUCAGGACGUACCGGUCAUCCUGAUUGGCUGCAAGACCGACCUCAGGAAGGACAAAGAGUGUGCAAGGAAGCUGAAGGCCAUGAAUCUGGCUCCCAUCACCUACUCACAGGGUGAGGAGACACGACAGCAGAUGAAUGCAGAGCUGUACCUCGAGUGUUCGGCGAAAUAUCAGGAGAACGUGGAAGACAUAUUCAGAGAGGCGACCAAAAAGGCUCUGGCCUUCAGACGUAAACAAAAGAACUACAAGAGGAAGAAGAAAUGUGUUGUUUUGUGAAGAUAAAGGAAGAGACCCUGCUCUUCUGCAAACAGUGCCAGUUAGUCAUCAUUUUUCAUAUUCACAGUGGCUGCAUGUUCAGACACCAGACACAGAUGUGGAGACAGCUGUGUGACAAGCGGCUCAGAGAAUCCUUAUCGUUCCCUGGAAGUCUGAACCUCGCUGAGCUCAUCAGCUUCCUUCACUGUUACGAGAAAAGUGACGCAACAGGAAAGACAAUUUUGCAAGUUGCAACUUGGAGAUUUUCUAAAGCAGCCACAAUUUGUAACAUCCUCUGGCAAUGUGUUUCACUCUUGAAUGUAUUUUUUUUGUGUUUUUUAUAGCUUCUGAGAAAACUUUGUACUGUUUGUAAUGACACCAGAUUGCCUUACUGAAACUUAUAUUUAUUGCAGGAAUUUGAACCGUCAGUUGUUGUUUUGCCACCAUGGAUUUUUGUUAUAUUAUUUUAAUUGUCAGGUGUGGUUUAAAUCUGCUGGCAGAAACCAAAUUUUAAGGCAAAAUUAAGUGUUAAAAUUCAGAGUGUAAUGGUACUGUAGCUUCAGAGGAGACACUGCAGGUGGAUACUGUUGAAUUUUAACCAAUAUUUUAUUCAUGAUGAUACUUUUCCAGUUGAUUGCUUACAUAAAGGCAGAUUUUUUUAUUUUGUAUGUAUCAAGUUUUCUAAAAUUGUACAUUUAAUGAGGGAAAUGAGGUUUUAUAUAUGUGUAAAAAUGCAGGAAUGCAAAUUAAAUUCCACAACAGGAAUGUAAACAUUGGAUGAAAUUAACUUCCUUGUUUAAUUGUAUAGACAUAUUAGUAUUAGAGAUUUUUACAGAUGGAAUUUUUAAAAGAAUAUGAAUAUUACUGUUAACAGACUGAGGAAAGUAAAUAGGUUUUUAGGUUUGAAAUAUUUUAUAAAACAGACUGUGAAUGACCAGAAUAUAGAGAGAAGUAAACUUGAAAAGUUUGAUGGAUGUAAGUGUUACUUCAGUUCAGAUAUAUAGCUUAGAGUAUAAAAAACAAAAAGAAACUAAUUUUGAAAAAAUGGCUUUUGAAGAUUUUUGUUAAAAAUUGUUUAAAAAACAUUGAGGCUGGUGAUGAAAGAAGCAAAGGGUAAAGACAUAGUUAAAUAAACAAGGGAGGUUCUGCUUUCAGUGUCACUUAUGCAGAAGAAAAAUAAAGAGUUUUCUUUA